Messenger RNA from Cotesia congregata, 426 nucleotides. Lineage: Eukaryota; Metazoa; Arthropoda; Insecta; Hymenoptera; Braconidae. The record is from the annotation of a GenBank genome assembly.
AUGAGUGCUUCUAACCGAAAAUUAAAACGCCUACAAAAGAAGAGAUCCGCACCAAUUCCAGAUCUACAAGUUCCAAGAACGAGCAAAGAAAGCGGAAAGAAAGAAAUUGAUGACGUCUCGCUACUCUUGACGAUUAAACCAAUCGUCGCAUCUCUUUUGGAAUACAUCAAAGAGGUUGAAGAUCAUACUGACUCUGAACAGAAGCAGCUAGGGGAUGACAACCUCAUGGCAGUUGAAAGACUAAAGUACACGCAGCUCCGCGAUAUUUACUUGAAAAUCGUGCAUGAGGACAUGUCUAAGUACCUUCAGUUGUACCGAGAAAAAGUGGAGACUGAUGAAGAAGUCCAAGUUACGAAAAAAAUAGUGAGUAAUGUUAUAGCAAUGCUAAUACAAGCCAUGAUGUUUAUGGGCCGGGAUAUUGAAUAA